CAGACACUUAUGUUUGUUCCAACACUGAAAAGCAUGAGACGAAAUAAUCUCAUUGCUAUUUCCAGUGAUCUCCUGCCUGAUUGAUCAAUGAAUAUCUUCGGGACUUCUCUCGCUGACCGCUCGACAUGCAAUCCUUGCCCUCGAACCAGGCCGAAUCCAAGUCGCGGGACGCCAGCCCUGAAGUUAUCCAGCCUCGAAACGAGAAUAACAACCAUGAUGCACCAGAAAACGUAAACGACCUGGAGUCGGUUUCCGUGCGGGCCACAGAAUCGGGAUUGCCGUUUCCCCAAUUUGAACUAUCACUGCCUUGGCCUUCCUCCAGUUCCGAAUCGCUCCAAUCGUCUAGAAGCCAUGAUAGGUACCUAAGCCGGCGACAAUCGGGAAUACUAUCAAAUAGUACGAGAAGCGGCAUUUAUCAUGCAUUGCAGCAGAACGAUGAGCCCCGGUCAAUGCUGGCCGGGGCGUCGUGGGACGAAAGCUCCGCCAUGACUACGUUGCUGCAGAGCCGAAUCGCGACCGAUGGUGAUGACCUCAUUGGAGAUGGCAAUCUAGGCCUGACCGUUGAAAACGAACGUUGGAUUGACAAUGGCCAGUCUCUCCCUGCCGACGACGGCAUGCGCAUCCUCAGACAACGUAUCCACGCGAUUCGAGAAGGCGGUGCAUCCAACGCCGAAAAGGCCCAGCAAAUACAUGCGAUCAUGACCGAGAGCUACCGUUCCUCGCUCGGGGUUUCUGGAUCUCCCCAGCCCACGCUGCAGCGUGGAGCUACUAUUCAACCUCAUGAUAGGCCUUGGACUCCGUUAUCGCCGCGGAGUAAACACUCGUCUGACCAGCUUACCCUUACCCCAGCUUCCACUUCCUCAAUCGCCUCUUAUACUUCUGGUAAUCCUUAUUAUCUCUCGAUGGAUGACCUUACCCCGACAUAUUAUCCCGGUACCGCAACAUUAGCCCAACCCUACGAUCAUGACGACUUUGUUCUUUCUGCCUUGGCAGCAGGAGAUUUGCUGGAUGAGGAAGCACAACAGAUAUUGGGAUGCAAGCAUUACAAGAGAAAUGUCAAACUCCAAUGCUUUACAUGCAAAAAGUGGUAUACAUGCAGGUUCUGUCAUGAUGAUAUCGAGGAUCAUACCCUCAUUCGACGAAAGACAGAGAAUAUGCUAUGCAUGAUGUGCCAAACACCUCAACAAGCUAACCAGUGGUGUAAAUCGUGUGGCACCCAAGCCGCCUGUUAUUAUUGCGGAAUUUGCAAACUUUGGGACAACGAUGCUUCGAAGAGUAUAUACCACUGCCACGACUGCGGGAUCUGUCGUCGCGGGGAAGGACUUGGGAAAGAUUUUUUCCACUGCAAGACAUGUAGUGUAUGUUUACCCAUUAAGAUCGAAACCAGCCAUCGAUGCAUUGAGCGCGCUACCCAAUGCGACUGUCCUAUAUGCGGCGAAUACAUGUUCACCUCCCCUGACCCAGUCAUAUUCAUGAAAUGCGGGCAUAGCAUUCACCAAAAAUGCUUUGAUAAAUACUCCAAGACAUCAUACCGUUGUCCAAUCUGUAACAAAACUGUCGCGAACAUGGAAGCCCAUUUUAGAAAUCUCGACCGCACGAUAGGGAGCCAGCCGAUGCCUGCAGAGUUUAGAAAUACCAAAGCUGUCAUAAAUUGCAACGAUUGCCAUGCAAAGAGCGUCGUGCAAUACCACUGGCUGGGUCUGAAAUGCGAUACAUGCGAUUCCUACAAUACGUCCCAAAUUCGAUUGUUUUCCACAAAUAACGACCAAAACGAUGAGCCUGUCUCCCGACAGGGUAGCGGCAUACUGAUAUCUAUACCUAGAAUACCAAACGACUUAUCUGUUGAAAAUAGAACCAUAGCUCGAUCGAUACCGACAGCAGAUGGGUCAUCGGACGCUCUAGGCUCGAUAAUGGGAUCAGGAAGCCGGGCGAUUCCUGCAUUGCCGCAGAGCUAUAAUGCACGAUCCGUAUCCCCGACUGUUAGUAACUAUUUUGGCCUUAGUCGACGACGAGGAUCAAUAUGGACAACGAUUUCGCAACCCGAGGUGAUACAUUCAGACAGCGAAAAUGAUGAAAGAGGUAGUUUCUGGCCCGUCUCUGCGCUUAAAAGAGCGACGCUAGGCUUUUUGGGAAGCAGAGAGUAUGACAGCGAGGAGGAAAAAGAUGAUGACGAAGAACAAGACGAUUACGAAGACGAAGACCCCGCGAAUGAUCAGGAGGAGGAGCUAGAGGAUGGGGAAGAUGAUGAAGACAUUGACGAUAUAAUCGAUAUUUUCGGCCACCGAUGAAACCUGAAGUCAGAAGCUAAAUCUGAGGCCUGAGACCAACCUCUUCUCCUUGACAGGGAGAAUUCCACCUCAAAAAAAAAGGCAAAUAGUAGGUGUAAAUACACCAUCAACACCCCUUCUUGCAAAUGCACAACCACGAACGAACGAGGGUCACUUUUCUUUCUCGCUAGUUCGUAAUGGAGGUGCGUGACAGCCAUGCUAGUGAUUGCAUACAUCUUUAUUGGCGUUUUAUCGACAUGGAGUUCAUAUCGGGUUCGAAUAUCGAGCAAGAAUUUCGGUUUAGAUUACCCUUUAAAUAGUCUUGGGGGCGCCAGGAUUGAGACCCGGAAUCAGCUGUGUUUUGGUGCUGCUUAGAUAUCUCACUAGAGAAUGCAGGUUGAAAUAUGUCUGCCUUUGGUAUUUUUACAAUGACACUCUCUCCGGUGUCUGUAUUUAGUUGACAUGGUGUGUAAAAAGAUACAAACAUAUCAGUGUGUUGGCUCAUACAUGCAUAUUCCCAAAAAAGCUCGAAAUAUCAAAAUCCGGCUGCUCGCCUUUUUCUCCUUUCCUUACCCAUCUUCUUUCGCGCCACUUCUCUGCUACCAAAUACUCCUCUUUCUACCUGUGUCAGGGGUAUAUUUUCUUCUUUGAUUUGGCUGCUCCAGAGCUCGGGCUCGACCGGAGACAUACGAAUGGCCCUGUCUGGUUGGCUUCCCCACAUUCUCCCGCCGUCAACUAAUUUCGGUGUUGACGGCGUUAAUGACGCCUGCUUUUGAGCUUUUUCCAGCUGGCGUCGUUUGCGCUCUUCACGCCUACGACGUCUCUGGACGGUUGGAUGGUCCCCGGACAGCGACUGUUCAUCUUGAAUCGCGUGAACUGUUUUCUGCCAGUCGUAAUCCGCCGGAUCAGUGCCGACUUUCCAAUGGGAUAAUGUUGUCAUGACACGCUUUAAGGGGUCAGGUUGGGGAUUUACGGUAGUAUAACGGUGCAAAGCGAGAGAUGCUCGCGCUGUCGGCUCAUGAGAUUGGUAAAGCAUGGGUGUAAAGCUUGCACCUUGACUUGGUAAUAUACCGUCAUGUGAUGCACCACGCCGUCCCCCUUUAAACGGCGGCUCAUUGGCUGGUCCUGACGAGGUCAUUACCUGGUCCUCAAGACUGGUGGACUCUCUCGUUUCUGGCAUCAUUUGCACAAGGCUGAUUCUCGAAAACAUUAUCUCUGCAACCAUGCAUCGAAUCAUUCUUUCUUUUGACAUCCGAACCCGAUUGGGAACAUGUUCUGACAGCGGAGAAAGCCAAUCGUAGACAAGGGAGUCAUACAGUGCUGCAAGGGACAUAUCAUUUUGCU
Messenger RNA from Coccidioides immitis RS, 3611 nucleotides. RefSeq names its product CHY zinc finger domain-containing protein. The record is from RefSeq and is a predicted model, not a curated record. Gene Ontology annotation, cellular component: nucleus. Lineage: Eukaryota; Fungi; Ascomycota; Eurotiomycetes; Onygenales; Onygenaceae. The coding region runs from base 126 to 2288 and encodes 720 amino acids. Gene Ontology annotation, molecular function: ubiquitin protein ligase activity; zinc ion binding. Gene Ontology annotation, biological process: protein ubiquitination; ubiquitin-dependent protein catabolic process. The transcript is spliced from 3 exons.